Messenger RNA from Polyodon spathula (Mississippi paddlefish), 453 nucleotides. RefSeq names its product collagen alpha-1(XII) chain-like. NCBI's taxonomy places the organism in Eukaryota, Metazoa, Chordata, Actinopteri, Acipenseriformes, Polyodontidae. The annotation marks the transcript as partial. The transcript has 7 exons. The record is from RefSeq and is a predicted model, not a curated record.
AUGGGAGUGCUGUGGUGUGCUAAAGAUCCGCUCCUGUGGGGUGUGACAGGAAAUACUGGCCAAACUGGGAAGCCAGGCCCGUCUGGUCGGGGAAUUCAAGGGCCAAAAGGUGACCCAGGUCCAGUAGGACCAUCUGGACCAGUCGGGGACCCAGGAAUUGGAAUACCUGGACCAAAGGGUGAAAGAGGAUUGCCUGGACCUCCAGGACCAAUUGGACCAAAAGGGGACGGCUAUCCUGGCAUUCAGGGACCACCUGGAUUACCAGGGCUUCCAGGAGAAGCAGGCCCUGAAGGAAAAGGGCUGCCUGGUUCAAAGGGAGACCGAGGAUUACCAGGCUUUCCAGGACCAGCUGGACUCCAUGGAAUUGGAGCUGUCGGACCUAAGGGAUCUGUUGGUCAGGCUGGUCCACCAGGACCCCCAGGUUUACCUGGAGAGGAUAUACAAGGACCCAAG